Messenger RNA from Babjeviella inositovora NRRL Y-12698, 798 nucleotides. Its product is annotated as acetate uptake transporter family protein. The transcript has a single exon. NCBI's taxonomy places the organism in Eukaryota, Fungi, Ascomycota, Pichiomycetes, Serinales. Gene Ontology annotation, cellular component: plasma membrane. Gene Ontology annotation, molecular function: acetate transmembrane transporter activity. The coding region runs from base 1 to 798 and encodes 265 amino acids. The record is from RefSeq and is a predicted model, not a curated record.
AUGUCAGACUCCCUCCACAUUUCUGAGGACCAACCGAAGCCUCUUGAGACUCCUGACGACGAGUUCGGAAAGGUCCAACACUUCCAUGAUGGCGAAAAAGAGUACAUCUUGAUCGGAAAGCAGAAAUUCUUGAAGGAGGACUUGGCCCAAGCCUUUGGUGGUACGUUGCAGCCCGAACAGUACGCGCCGGCUCCAUCCAGAAAGUUCGGUAACCCUGCGCCCCUUGGGUUAUGCGGUUUCGCCUUAACCACGUUCGUGUUGUCUAUGUGUAACGCAAGGGCAAUGGGGGUCAAGACCCCAAACAUUGUAGUGGGCUUGGCAAUGUUCUACGGUGGGCUCAUCCAACUCUUGGCUGGUAUGUGGGAAAUUGCGGUUGAGAACACUUUUGGUGGGGUUGCUCUUUCCUCCUACGGUGGGUUCUGGAUGUCCUACGCAGCGAUUAACAUUCCGUGGUUUGGUAUCGUGGCGGCUUACGAGGAUAAUCCCCAGGAGUUGGCCGACGCGGUGGGAUUCUUCUUAUUGGGUUGGUUUUUUUUCACGUUCUUCAUGUUGUUGUGCACCAUGAAGUCAACCUUGGCAUUCUUCCUUUUGUUUUUCAUCCUUGACAUUACCUUCUUGCUCUUGGCCAUCGGAGAGUUUAGUGGUAAGGUGGGGGUUACCAGAGCUGGCGGUGUGUUUGGUGUCAUCACUUCGUUUAUCGCCUGGUACAAUGCCUAUGCGGGUGUCGCCAACAAGCAGAAUUCGUACCUUAGAAUCAGGGUACUUCCAUUACCAACCAGAACCCGCUCUAUGGCGUGA